AUGAUAUCUAGAGGAUCGGCUGCUGACAGAGCAUCAGAAAAUGAAAUUGAUGAAGGAAAUAUUCCUAUUAUAAACAAACUUACAGCUUUAUCAAUUAAACGGCAGCGUGAACUUCUUCCUAUUUAUCAUUAUAAGAAUGCAUUACUUUAUUUAAUUGAAAAAAACCCAGUUACAAUAGUUGUUGGAGAAACAGGAUCCGGAAAGACUACACAACUUCCUCAAUAUUUAAAAGAAAUAGGCUGGGCUAAUAAUGGAAACAUAAUAGCUUGUACUCAGCCCAGAAGAAUUGCAGCAGCAACUGUCGCAAUAAGAGUUGCUGAAGAAAUUGGAUGCCCAUUAGGAGAUGAAGUUGGAUAUUCAAUUCGUUUUGAAGAUGUUACUUCUCCAGGAAAAACAAAAAUUAAAUAUAUGACAGAUGGGAUGCUUAUAAGAGAAACACUAAUUGAUCCAUUACUUUCUCAAUAUAGUGUAAUAAUGUUAGAUGAAGCUCACGAAAGGAGUAUAUAUACAGACAUUUUAUUGGGCAUAUUAAAAAAAAUUCAAAGAAAAAGAAAAGAACUAAAAAUAAUUAUUUCAAGUGCUACAUUAAAUGCAGAAGAAUUUUUAUCUUAUUUUAAUAAAGAUAAUAAUGAUGCAGCUAAAAUUAUUUCUAUAGAAGGAAGAAUGUAUCCUGUUGAUAUUUUAUAUUUAAGCGAGCCAACUUCUAAUUAUGUUGAAAAAUCUAUAGAGACAGUUUUUGAAAUCAAUUCAAAAGAGAAAGAUGGAGAUAUUCUUGUAUUUCUUACUGGAAAAGAAGAAAUUGACGCGUGUGUUUCAGGAAUUAUCGAACGUUCUACUCAAUUACUUUCAAGCAAUGAUCGGAAAAUACUAGCUCUUCCUUUAUACUCAGGUUUAUCAACAGAAAGACAAUUAGAAAUAUUUGCAUCAUCUCCUCAAGGUGUACGGAAAGUAGUUGUUAGUACUAAUAUUUCUGAAACUAGCGUUACAAUAGAUGGGAUUGUGUAUGUUAUAGACUCUGGUUUUGUUAAACUGCGAGUGUUCAAUACACAUACAAAUUUUGAAUCUCUUAUAGUUACACCUAUUAGUAAGGCUUCUGCACUACAACGUGCAGGUCGUGCUGGAAGAACACAAGCAGGAAAAUGUUUUAGACUAUAUAAUAGUGCAAAUUUUAAUAAUUUGAGAGAAACAAGUAUUCCAGAGAUUCAAAGAAGUGAUUUAACAGGAUUAAUUUUGCAACUGAAAGCCCUUGGUAUUGAUAAUAUUGCAAGAUUUGAUUAUAUAACCAAUCCACCUUCAGAAAUGGUAAUUCAUUCACUCGAGCUCUUAUUUUCCUUAAAUUCUUUAGAUGAAUAUGGAAGAUUAACUAAUCCUUUAGGAAUGAGAAUGGCAGAAUUCCCAGUUGAUCCAAAAAUGGCUAAAACAUUAUUAACGUCAAGCGAAUUUGGCUGCACUGAGCAAAUUCUUAGCAUUGCUGCUAUGGUAUCUGUUCAAAAUGUUUUUUUACCACAAGAAGAUAGAAAAUCGUUUGAAGCGGUUAGAAAAAAAUUCUCUGUAGAAGAAGGCGAUCAUAUUACUUUAAUGAAUAUAUUUCAUGCAUUUAUUACAAAAGGAGAAAAAUCAUCAAAAUGGUGUCAUGAAAAUUUUCUUAAUUUUAAAGCUUUAUCAAGAGCAUUAAGUAUAAAGACUCAGCUUCGUAGAUAUUUAGAACGUUUUAAAAUUCCAAUAAAAUCUGAAAAUCCUAAAAAUGGAACAGAUAAUAUUCGAAAAUGUUUAAUUAGUGGCUAUUUUUCACAUGCAGCUAAGAUGCAGCCAGAUGGAUCAUUUCGUCUUGUAAAGGGGGAUGCGAUUCUUUAUGCUCAUCCUAAUUCAAUCAUGUUUAAUCGUAAAACUGAUUGGGUUAUAUUUAACGAAGUUUUAGAAACAGGAAAAAAAAUAUUUAUGCGUGAUAUUACUACAGUUAAAAAAGAAUGGUUACUUGAAUUAGCCCCACAUUAUUAUACAAUAGAAGAACCACAGAACAACCAAAAAUUAAACUAA
Pneumocystis jirovecii RU7 is the source of this 2037-nucleotide messenger RNA. RefSeq lists its product as uncharacterized. The coding region runs from base 1 to 2037 and encodes 678 amino acids. Gene Ontology annotation, molecular function: RNA binding; ATP binding. NCBI's taxonomy places the organism in Eukaryota, Fungi, Ascomycota, Pneumocystomycetes, Pneumocystales, Pneumocystaceae. The transcript has 13 exons. Gene Ontology annotation, cellular component: intracellular anatomical structure; catalytic step 2 spliceosome. The record is from RefSeq and is a predicted model, not a curated record.